This is a messenger RNA of Peronospora matthiolae, 414 nucleotides long. NCBI's taxonomy places the organism in Eukaryota, Oomycota, Peronosporomycetes, Peronosporales, Peronosporaceae. The record is from the annotation of a GenBank genome assembly.
AUGAGUGUGUUCAUGGGCGAGCCCGCCAUCAGUGGCAUGUUGGAGUUUCUAAGCAGAGACCAGCAACAUGCUGCUAUCAACGAGUUCCUACAAGGGGAUCUUGCCGUCGAAAGACAGAAGAUAGCCUUGCUACAACAGCAAGGCUCUCAUCAGUCGAUGGGCGGGCCGACACACAUGCGUCGACCCGAGACCUUGAAGAUUGAUAUCUCAAGGUACAAGGGAACCGAUGAAGAUUCCCUUUUGAGAUUGUUCGUCGAGUUAGACGACGCCAUCAGGGCCCAUCACAUCGAGGGUGACGAGAUGCAAGUCACCUUCGCCCUGUCAAAUUUGACAAGACGAGCAAAGACUUGGGCCUUAGGGCUCAAGCUUCACGAGCCAGACGUGUUUGAUUCGUUAGGGAUCUUCGGGUCUUAG